Messenger RNA from Strongyloides ratti, 3234 nucleotides. Its product is annotated as Alpha-mannosidase 2x. Bases 1 to 3234 code for a protein of 1077 amino acids. Gene Ontology annotation, molecular function: carbohydrate binding; alpha-mannosidase activity. Gene Ontology annotation, biological process: N-glycan processing; mannose metabolic process; protein deglycosylation. Gene Ontology annotation, cellular component: Golgi membrane. NCBI's taxonomy places the organism in Eukaryota, Metazoa, Nematoda, Chromadorea, Rhabditida, Strongyloididae. The transcript is spliced from 2 exons. The record is from RefSeq and is a predicted model, not a curated record.
AUGUAUAUUAAAUAUCGUUAUACAUUAUUAAAUACAAUAAAUACAACUUUUUACAAAAAAAAUAUAUUUUUUUUACUUAUUACUAUUGUUAUUUUUAUUUAUUUAUAUUUAUAUUUUUAUUUAUCACCUAAAGAUGUAGAAUAUGAAAUUAAUAAAUAUUUUUUUAAACCACAAAAUGAUGAACAGAUGUUAAAUAUUUAUUCAAACAUAAAAUUUAAAGAAUAUUUGAAAGUACAAAGAAAAAGUUAUUUUGAUAUAACAUAUAACAAAAAUAAUAUGAGAAAAAUUAAUGUUUUUUUGAUACCACAUUCUCAUGAUGAUCCAGGAUGGUUAAAAACAUUUGAAGAAUAUUAUAAUGAUGAAGUUUCAAAAAUAUUAUAUGGAAUGUUAGAAUAUUUAUCAGAAAAUAAUAAAAUGAAAUUUGUAUAUGUAGAAAUGUCUUUUUUUGAAUUAUUCUACUCAACACUUACUUUAAAAAAUAGAGAAAAAAUUAAAAAAUUAUUGAAUGAUGAAAAAUUAGAAAUUAUUACUGGUGGUUGGGUAAUGAGUGAUGAAGCAAAUAGUCAUUUUUUUUCUCAAAUUACUGAAUUAUUUGAAGGACAUGAAUUUCUUAGAAAUAAUUUACAAUAUAUACCAAAAAAUCAUUGGUCUAUAGAUCCAUUUGGUUUAUCACCUACAAUGACUUAUAUUAUAAAAGAAUCAGGUUUUAAACAUAUGGCAAUUCAAAGAGUACAUUAUAUGGUUAAACAAUAUUUUGCAGAAAAAAAAUUAUUUGAAUUUCAAUGGAGACAAUUAUGGAGUGGUGGUUAUAAAAAUGAUUCACAAAAAACUGAUAUUUUUACACAUAUUUUUCCAUAUGGUAGUUAUACAUCUAGUGAAACAUGUGGACCAGAUAAAAAUAUAUGUGAAAAAUUUGAUUUUAGUAAACCAUCAAAUAAUAUUCUUAAUAAUAAUAUUAUAUUACAAAAAAAUAUAAAAAUGAUUGUUGAUCAAUUUAGAAAAAAAUCAGUAUUAUUUCGUGGACCAAAUAUUUUUGUUCCACUUGGUACUGAUUUUUCAUAUUCAAAAAAAGAUGAAUGGAAAAAUGUUUAUGAUAAUUAUAAAAUAAUUAUUGAUAAUAUUAACAAUUCUUCAGAAUAUAACAUGCAUAUUCAAUUUGGUACAUUAAAUGAUUAUUUUAAAGCUAAUGAUAAAAGUCUUUUAAAUGAAAAUAUUCAUAUUCCUGUUAUAACGGGAGAUUUUUUUACAUAUGCUGAUAGAAAUGAAGAAUAUUGGAGUGGAUAUUAUACUUCAAGACCAUUUUAUAAACGUUUUGAUAGAAUUUUAAUGGAUUAUUUAAGAUCUGCUGAAAUUAUCUAUUCAAUUGUAUUAGGAAAAACAAAUUCUAAUGAAAUGAAUCAAUUUUUAAAAUUAGUUGAUUAUAAUAAAUUAGUAUAUGCCAGGAGAGCUUUAUCAUUAUUUCAACAUCAUGAUGGUGUUACAGGAACUUCAAAAAAUAAAGUUGUUCUUGAUUAUGGAAAAAAAUUAUUUAAAGCAAUGCAAAAUUGUUAUUCAAUUAUUGAAAAAAGUAUUGAAUAUGAUAUGACAAAACAAUUAUUUGAUAAAUCAAAAAUAUCAAUAUUAAAUAAAAUUAAUGAUUCUACAAAAAUUCCAAAAGUUAAAAGUAUUAAUAUUAAUUCAGAUAUUCUUAUUUUUAAUCCUCAUUCAAAAAAUCUUGACAAUGAAAUAUUAUGUACAAAAAUUGAAAGUAAAAAAAUAUUUAUUAUUAAAAAUAUUGAUAUAAACAAUCAAGAAAUACAUCCAAUUAUUGAAAAAGAAAAUAACAAAUUAGUAAUAAGUAAUAUUUCAUAUUUACUUUGUUACAUUGUAUCAUUAAAACCUUUUGAAAUAGAAAUUUUAAAGUUAAUACCUUCUGAUAAUGUUAACAUAAAACCAAAAAUAUCAAAAAUUUUUACUUCACAAAGAAAUAUUACAACUAAUAAAUUAUUUAAUAAUUAUGAUAAAAUAAUAGAUGAUAAUAAUUAUUUUAUAGUUAGUGAAUUACAUGGUUUAAAAAUUGAUAAAAAAACAGGAUAUGUUACAUCAAUUAACAAUUCACCUGUAUCAAUACAUUUUGAAUAUUAUAAUGAAACAUCUUAUAAUCCACAUUCUGGUGCAUACCUUUUUACACCUGAAGGUUCAUCUAAAAUUUUAAACAAUUCAAAAAAUUAUUAUAUAAUAUCAAAAGGAAAUAUAAGACAAGAAGUUGUUGUUAUUGGACCAAACGAAGGUAAAAUAAUUCAUACAAUUGAAUCAAAAAUAUCAUUUCCACAUUAUAUUGACAUUAAUAAUGUUAUUGAUCUAAAUAAUGAAAAAGAAAUUGAAAUUGUUAUGAAAAUAAAAACAAAUAAUGGAAAAAAUGAUGAAAUUAUAAAAAAUAAAAAUGUAUUUUUUACUGAUUUAAAUGGAUAUCAAAUAAUAAAAAGAAAAAGAUUAGAUAAAUUACCAAUACAGGGAAAUUUUUAUCCAAUGCCAUCAAUAAUUUAUAUUGAAGAUACAAAUAAACGAUUAACUGUAUUAGGAAAUCAAGCAUUAGGAUGUAGUAGUCAAGAAGAAGGUAGUGUAGAAAUAAUUUUAGAUAGAAAACAUUUAUAUGAUGAUAAUAGAGGUCUUGGUCAUGGAAUUUUAGAUAAUAUUCCUACAAAAAGUAAAUUUAGAAUUUUAAUUGAAAAAAAAUAUAUUUCAACAGAAUUUAAUGAUGAUCAAAUAGUUACUGGAUAUUUAUCAAUAAAUGCUUUUCUUGCAAAUCAAAAAUUACAAUAUAAUUUAAUUCAAAUGGAAAUUGAUAAAAGUAUUAAUAAUAUGAAUUAUAAAUUAUCAAUUAUAAAAAAUGAAUUUCCAAGUAAUAUACAUAUAGUAACAUUAAGAACUUUAACAGCACCAGAAAAUUAUGAAAAAGGAGGUGUACCUGAUUGUGAAUAUAAUAGAAUUAGAAGAAAACCAUUAAAAAAUGCUGCAUUAAUAUUACAAAAUAUUGCUUAUGAUAAUAAAAUUGGUAAAAAUACAUCACCUAAAUUAAAAAUAAAAAAUGGUAAAAUAUAUAUAAAUGAUUAUUUUAAAGAAAAUUUUAUUAAUUUAUAUGAAGAAACAUCUUUAACAUUAUUAUAUAAUUCAAAUAAUUUUACAAGUAACGGAUAUAUAAAUAUAAAUCCAAUGGAACUAAAAACAUUAAAAACCACUUUUUCAGAAGUAUGA